Halteromyces radiatus is the source of this 1830-nucleotide messenger RNA. RefSeq lists its product as uncharacterized. NCBI's taxonomy places the organism in Eukaryota, Fungi, Mucoromycota, Mucoromycetes, Mucorales, Cunninghamellaceae. The transcript is spliced from 2 exons. The coding region runs from base 1 to 1830 and encodes 609 amino acids. The record is from RefSeq and is a predicted model, not a curated record.
AUGGUAGGUUCAAAUGAUUCUAUUCCUAUACAACAACAAUUCUCAUCUUCAUUUCCAAAGGUGAAUGAUAAUAGAAAAUCACCGAAUCAGACUAUACGAUUAUCACCAUCCUCAUCAUCAUCAUCAUCAUGUUCACAACAACAACAACAACAGCAACAACGUCGAUCAAAAUCAUUGACAUCACAACAAAUUCUAACAUCAGAUCAAUUUCGACGUCCUUCUACUCCAAUCAUGUCUACUACACCUAGAUUAUCUAUUGCAGAUAGAUUCAUGUCUUCGAAUUAUCAACAUUCUCCUCUUACUUCUUCUCCAUUAUCUUAUACUUCUACUAUCCUGAAUGACAAGGAGGAUUUAUUUUCUUCUGAUAAAAAUCCUUCUAAUUCUGAUCGUACCAAUAAUAAUAAUAACAAUAAUAUUCAAGCUUCAUCAUCAUCAAUGGAAAUUUCAUCUACUCCUAGACUUACUAUUGCUAGUGCAUUUAUGAAAUCAUCAUCUACUUUUACGAAACAAGAUCAUACGACAGUAGCAUCUACAGGAACCAUUCAUCCACUUGAUACACUCUCUCAACAUACAAAUGAUAGUCUAGAUCUCAAUUUGGAUUUAACACCAACACCUUCCUCAUCAAACUUUUAUCGUGGUAGUAGAAAUCAUUCUCGACCUUUUGGAAGUCAAGAUACUCUCGUCAGUAAUGAUCUCGGUACUAAUAAACAAGCCAAAGUACAAAACUCGACAGAAGAUGAAUAUUUUGAUAUAUCAUUAAAUGAUUAUUAUCGACGAUCUCAAGACAAUGACCAACAAGAAGACGGCGAUGAGGACGACGACGGUACAAAUGAAAAUGAAAGUGAUAUCUCAUCAACCACUCGACAUGGCGAUGAAGAACAUGAUUUAGAUUUACAACAAAGCAAAUCUUCCAGCAAACAUAAUCAACAACAAGACGAUAUGAUGGAGCCUAGAGGUUGUUGGAUUGGAUGUUGUUUUUUAUCUUUUGGACGACGUCCCAAUAAACAAGCUAUGAUGGCCAAUAUUAACAAAAAACGACAACAAGAACAACAAGAACGACAGCAACAACGGAAAUGUGGAACUCGAUGGCGUGUACUUGGUAUAUUUUUAUCGAUUCUUCUUUUGAUCGUACUCUCUUCUAUUCUAUGGCCUCGUACUCCUUUGAUACGGAUUGAAGGUGCAUCAUUAAUCUCUCCAGCCAAAAUCACAGAAACAAAUCAAGGCGCAUUGGUGGGCAAUGUACAAUUUGAAAGUCAAUGGAUGGUGAAUUUUACUGUGGAUAAUCGACAAAACUCUAUUUUACCUACCCGUUUAGUACAACUUCAUGUUUUGGUCAAAGAUGCUUUAACAGGCAAUAUUAUCGGCAAGGGGUUUCAAAAUGAUCAUCCAGAACCUUUAGUCUUAAGUCCAAAUACAAUCUCUACCAUUCAAUUGGGUGUCUCCUUGGAUUAUCAAGCUCGUGAUGUGUCUGAUACCACUUUUGCUAGUCUCAAGAAAGCUUGCACGUCAUCCUCUCCUACUCGACGUUCAUUGUUGAUUUCUCGUGGUGGCGAUCAUCCUAGUAAUUUAUCUUCUUCAAAUUCUGAUGGCUCAUCCAAUACAACGGUAAUCAACAGUAACAAUCAUACUCUAUCAAACAACAACAAUCAAACCACGAUACAUUCUCCUACUACAAUACCUCCUUCACCACCACCUCCUCCAAAACAACAUGAAUCUCUCUCCUUAUUAUUUUGGGUUACAUUACAUAUUUGGGGAUUGGACUUUUUUGGUUAUCAACCUACUGUCAUGGUCGCACCUGCUACUGGUGGUUUUGUCUGUCCUUUGUCCUAG